AUGGACAUAGCGACAACGAUUACAUCAACCCUGUCUACCUCCACUGUUGUUCCUCUCGACCGCUCCUCUGUGUUAUGGGUGCUGAUCGUUGGCGUUAUAGUGGCUUUCUUUUUGGCAGCCGGUUUAGGAGCAAAUGACGUCUCGAAUACGUAUGGAACAUCCGUUGGAAGUGGUGUUGUCACGAUAUUUCAGGCCUAUAUAUUGGCUACAAUAUUCAUCACUAUGGGUGCGAUAUUAGUAGGUGAGACUCAUUUCUUUUCAUUCAUUCAGUAGAA
This is a messenger RNA of Cylicostephanus goldi, 275 nucleotides long. The record is from the annotation of a GenBank genome assembly. Lineage: Eukaryota; Metazoa; Nematoda; Chromadorea; Rhabditida; Strongylidae.